AUGCGUGCCAUGGUUUAUCCCAUGCACCAUAUUUAUGACGGAGGUAAACUCCUUGGCGGUGUAGCUGAUGAAGCCACUCUCGAAUUCCCGCCACUAAGGGCGAAUUGGAGACAUUCCGUGCAGAUCCGGCUACUAGCUACAUCUCAGGUCAUGUUCUACAUUUCAAUGGUUCAAAGAUCCAUUUCCAUCCUUGAGUAUAGACAAUUUACAGUAGGAUGUAUAUUACCAACAACAUGUGUUUGUGUCUGGUGUCUGGUGCCUGUUGGGCCUUGCUCUCGCUUCUCCAAGCUGAAGUCUCAUUGCAGUAGUCUAUCGAACAAUCAGUCAAUGAAGCCUCGCUUUGACCAAAGCCCCCUUGGUUCAGACGGCAGGAAACAGGGUUACACAACAUGGCAGUACAAUUGCACGACCACGCGCAGCACGGUCGUAAUUGGCCUAAUCCGGAGUGAUUCGGCGCAUCGAUAUACCACUAAGUACUUAUACCUAUAUUUCCUACGCGAAAGUACCAAGAGCGCUCCGAUCAAAGCGAGGCCCAGAGACUAG
Molecule: messenger RNA, 543 nt
Organism: Lobosporangium transversale
Lineage: Eukaryota; Fungi; Mortierellomycota; Mortierellomycetes; Mortierellales; Mortierellaceae
Exons: 2
Coding region: 1-543 (180 amino acids)
Source: RefSeq, a predicted model, not a curated record